AUGGGCUCGUCGUCCUCUAAAGUCGCCAGAGGCGCAGCGCGAAAGUAUCCUGCUCGAGCACCGGGAGCUGCAGUUCCCGAGGCAGUAGCUCGCCAACCAAGGGCAGAAGUCCCCAAAGCCCAGUCCAAGACUCUAGGGAGCAGCGAAAAAGAUGAAGCUAUUCGAGCUGAUGCUACAGACCCAGAUUUCCCUACUGGCGACUUCUCGCGCCGUCUACACCAGAUGGGCAUUGCCGAUUCGAACCCUACCUACUCACCCUCGUCUACUGCUGCGACACCCCUCGGACCAACGGCGCCUUCGGGUCCUCACUUUGCGCCGAGUCGAAACAACCCAACGCUUGUUGCGCUUGGAGCUCGAGACCGACUACAAGACGAGGCGGAGGAAGAUUUCGCAAACAUGGGACGUGGUGGCCGACGCCUCCUCGACAUGAGGACAAUGGUAGAUGCUAUGAAGUUUCGUGAUCGAGGUAUCCCCGAAAAGGAUAUUGAGGCGAAACUACGGAUACAGCCUGGGCUAUUGAGUAAGCUUGGCCAGAAAAAGACGUUCUCGCAUGUGACAAGUCCCAAUUGA
Molecule: messenger RNA, 570 nt
Organism: Fusarium venenatum
Lineage: Eukaryota; Fungi; Ascomycota; Sordariomycetes; Hypocreales; Nectriaceae
Source: RefSeq, a predicted model, not a curated record